GCCGGAGGCGCCAGGAGCGCGGAGCAGCGUGCCCACCCGCCGGACCAGGGAUGGAGGCAAUGGCAGCCAGCACUUCCUUGCCUGACCCUGGCGACUUUGACCGGAAUGUGCCUCGAAUCUGUGGGGUGUGCGGAGACCGAGCCACAGGCUUUCACUUCAACGCUAUGACCUGUGAAGGCUGCAAAGGCUUCUUCAGGCGAAGCAUGAAGCGGAAGGCGCUGUUCACCUGUCCCUUUAACGGGGAUUGUCGCAUCACCAAGGACAACCGCCGCCACUGCCAGGCCUGCCGGCUCAAGCGCUGUGUGGACAUCGGCAUGAUGAAGGAGUUCAUCCUGACGGAUGAGGAGGUGCAGCGGAAGAGGGAGAUGAUCCUGAAGCGGAAGGAGGAGGAAGCCUUGAGGGACAGCCUGCGGCCCAGGCUAUCCGAGGAGCAGCAACGCAUCAUCGCCAUCCUGCUGGAUGCCCACCACAAGACCUACGACCCCACCUAUGCCGACUUCACCCAGUUCCGGCCUCCAGCUCGCACGGAUGGGUAUGGAGGGAGCCAUUCCUCGAGGCCCUCCUCCCUCCACACGCCCAGCAUCUCUGGGGACUCCUCUUCUUCCUGCUCAGAUAACUACACAGCCUCUCUAGAUGUGAUAGAGCCAACCAGCUUCUCCAAUCUGGAUCUGAGGGAAGAAGACUCAGAUGACUCUUCUCUGACCCUGGACCUAUCCCAGCUCUCCAUGCUGCCCCACCUGGCUGACCUGGUCAGUUACAGCAUCCAAAAGGUCAUCGGCUUUGCCAAGAUGAUUCCAGGGUUCAGAGACCUCACUUCUGAUGACCAGAUUGUGCUGCUGAAGUCAAGUGCCAUCGAGGUCAUCAUGUUGCGCUCCAACCAGUCCUUCAUCAUGGACGACAUGUCCUGGACCUGUGGCAGCGAGGACUAUAAGUACCGCGUCAGUGAUGUGGCCAAAGCUGGACACAGCCUGGAGCUGAUUGAGCCCCUCAUCAAGUUCCAGGUGGGGCUGAAGAAGCUGAACUUGCACGAGGAGGAGCAUGUCCUACUCAUGGCCAUCUGCAUUGUCUCCCCAGACCGUCCCGGGGUGCAGGAUGCUGCCCUGGUUGAGGCCAUCCAGGACCGCCUGUCCAACACACUGCAGACCUACAUCCGCUGCCGCCACCCGCCCCCGGGCAGCCACCUGCUCUACGCCAAGAUGAUCCAGAAGCUGGCUGACCUGCGCAGCCUCAAUGAGGAGCACUCCAAGCAAUACCGCUGCCUCUCCUUCCAGCCCGAGUGCAGCAUGAAGCUCACACCCCUCGUGCUGGAGGUGUUUGGCAAUGAGAUUUCCUGACUAGGCCAGCCUGCCCGGGCCCCUGGGCGGGGCUGCUCCUCGGGGGCCUUGUGCCCUGGCCUGGGGCCCGCUGCUGCCCCGCAAGCCUCCCCGCCCUCUCCGGAGCCCAGCCCCUCCUCCCGCACCUCCCCUCCCCAGCCAGCCCACCGGGUCUCCUGCGCGACCUAACAGCAGGUCUCCCCUUCCUGCUGGCCACAGGCUGCCCGCAUCCCUUGAGACCUCAGUCACGAGGAGUUGCUGUUUAUUUGGCCAAGAAACUCCAGUGGGGGCAGAGGGCAGAUGGGGAAGGUGGGGACUCACCCAGGGACGGCCCUACGGCUCCAAAAGUGGCCCCUGGUUGCUGCUGAGGGAACAGUGAGGCACGAGAAACGCGCCCAUUCCUCAGGGACAGAGAUACCCACACCUCCCCACCACGCCCGGCCCGGGCGCCCAGAGCCGAGGGGGCUCUCCUUCCCGCUGCCCCACCCACGAUGAAUAACUCGCCACAACCCCCUCCCCUCGCCCCCCAUCCCAUCCUGCUGCCAGUCUGUGCUGUUUCGUGCCACGAUGGGGCCCUCUCCCUUUGCCUUCCCAGCCCCGGCCUGUCUAGGACACUCACUGCCAAGGAUGACCAAACACAAGGUGACAAAGGUCACACCUCCCCCCUCCCCCACCUCUGCUGGCCAAAGGGCACUCGCCUAACACAUCAGUGCCCACCUUCAUCCCAUUGCUAUGGUGACAUUCUUCCCGAAGUAGCGAUGGUCAGGCGGGCUUUCACCCCACGGCAGGGACCACUAGCCCAGAACCCACCACCGAGAGGCCCAAGGAGGGAGGAGAGCAGGGCCCAGGAAGUGGGGGACGGGCAAACCCGGCCUCACAGGAGAGUGGUAGAUGGUGGCCACAGCUGUCCCUGUCUCCAAGCCCAUGGCUCCUUGACCUGGAUCUGAGAGGUUGGUGGAAGCCAGAGCUCCCCUUCCAACGAUCUACGUGGCAAGACGGAAUUGCCCCCAGGUUGCAGAGAAAUGCCCAGCAGCAUCCUCAUCCUCACCCUGCCAGUCCCUUACCUCCCACUCAGGAGAGAGAGAACCAGUGGCCGUGGGUGCUGGAAGGGCCUCACCCUGGGACAGUGGAGGGUGACCCUGAGAUGGGUGCACUCUCCCAAAUCCCCCAUGGCCUGGAGAAGCAGUGCCCCUCUGCUCACCCGCAGUGCCACCUCUUUUCCACCUAGCAAGGUGGGAUGGAAGAGAAGAACCUCAGACCCUAACAGCCCAGGCCCUGGCCUCCCGGGGGGCCCAUCUAGGUAUAGUUCCAAGACUACCGUCCCCCAGGGACCCAGGAGCUAGUGCUCCAACACCUCGCUGUGGGUGGAGGGAGAGCGGGCUGGCCUCGCAUGGCUAGGCCGGGGGAGCAUCCAGGGGUGGAGUCAUGUGGGGCUGGUUCGCUUCUUAUUCUCACUCCAGCACCCCAAAUUCAGAAGGGGUGGGGGGUACUUAACUGCCAACUCCAUUUUCCCUUCCAUAGUCGGUCCAACCCGGGAGGUGGGAACUCUCACUCUGUUUCCCCUGGGGUGGGGUCCUCUGGUGAGUGAGUUGUAGGUGUGUGGGGCCACUGCGGAGGGGCUACCUCCAGGAGUCAGAGAGCGUCCCUCAGAUGGUUGCUUGAGUUUGGGGAACGCGGCUCAUUCGGUGUCUCACUGGGGAGGAGCUCCUGUCGGUCGGAUGCUGCCUCCACCUUCCCUCGCUGUUCUCUGAGGACCCCGGGAGCAGCGAGCCUUCCUCUUUGAGCACUGUCCGCGUCCCCUGGGCCCGGUGUUUCUGCUGGUGGAGAAACCUCUGACAGCCCCGUUUCUCACGGCACAGUACCUUCGAUAUGGCCAAGGUUGACAUUUAUUAGCUAGGAGUUGUUUUCAGAAUCAGACUACAUUUUUUUUUUUACCACAUUCUAAUGUAGCAGGUAGUAGGCACCACUGAUGAGGAGAUAUUUAUGGGGGGAAAACUUACAUUGUAAAAAAAUUCUAUACGUCAGCUAUCGUUAUUGUCCUUGCUGUUAUUUCACGAAUUAGGGAGAGGCCCUUCUUGGAUUUUAGCUGCAGAAGACACUGGUCUAGCAUGCUAGUCAGUGGGGAAAAAAAGGCUUAAAAAUCGCUACACUAGUUAACUUCCUUGCUAAAGAAAACCUGACCCUUGGCGGAGGGUGUGGUCCCCCGAGCUCAGACAGCUAGUUAGAAAGAGCUCCAGGGAUGGACCUGGUCUAUGGACUCCCUGCCCAGUGCUCUAUUCACUACACCACACUUGUGCUCAGACCCCAUUUCCCGCCCCCCACCCUCCGAAGGCUGCCCUAGUCCCGUAGGGGAAGGUCUAGAUUUUAGACAGCAAAUCUAGAUCCUGGACCCCUGCGUUCCUUCCCUGAGUUGUCACCCUGCUGACCCAUCAGGAGGAGGAGGAGGGACACCUCAGCCUGUGUCUCAAUGUGAAUCAGAACCCCCUGCCCCAGUGUGGCCCUGGCCAGAUGGGGUCUCUGCCUCAGCUCUGUAUAAUGUUGUUGUCUUAUCAAUAAAGUGCAUUUGUCUUUGU
Messenger RNA from Neomonachus schauinslandi (Hawaiian monk seal), 3886 nucleotides. It is a transcript of the gene VDR, whose product is annotated as vitamin D receptor. NCBI's taxonomy places the organism in Eukaryota, Metazoa, Chordata, Mammalia, Carnivora, Phocidae. The transcript is spliced from 9 exons. Gene Ontology annotation, biological process: negative regulation of transcription by RNA polymerase II; multicellular organism development; cell differentiation. Bases 51 to 1334 code for a protein of 427 amino acids. The record is from RefSeq and is a predicted model, not a curated record. Gene Ontology annotation, molecular function: vitamin D response element binding; zinc ion binding; nuclear receptor activity. Gene Ontology annotation, cellular component: nucleus.